UUUAGCCUUUUUUGUGGUUUAAUGGCCUUGCCUUAUUUUUUAAUUUCUGAUUUCUGUAUUUAGUAAUUGGCAUACUUGUAAUUUAAGUAUACUGAGCUCACAACUGGAUAACAGAAAUUUCUGUAAACUGGGGUUGUUUGUUGAGGUCCUCAAGGCUUCUGUUUGUUUCCACAGAAAAUAGUUCCUCGAAAAAUUUCCAGGAAUUUUUUUUUAUUAUUAUUUUUUUCCUCAAAGCUCCAUCCAUCAGGAUUUUUUACUGCUAUGGAACCUGGGGAAAUGAAACUUGUUAGGCCUCUCUUCAGUAGCCGUAGGUGUAAAAUAUGCGUUUAAGCCUGAAGUUUAUUUAUGCAGUUUUUUUCCUACUUGCCUUUUUAUUUUUCUAGUUUUUUCUCUUUCUUUCCUUUUUUUCUUUUUUCAAUAAGAAGAUCAUUUCCUGGAGAGAUAAGCAUAAAACAGUUGCUUCAGGAAGUACCCACUUGGUACCUGAGUGGUAGAUUUUCCUGUAGAUUAGCACAGGGCUUGAUAUGAUUUGGAAAAUUGUUUCCCACUACUUCAAAUUUUUUGCUAAAACUAAUGAAUUUUUCCAUCUAAAAAUUAGUUUGGUUUUUAUUAGGGAGUUAUUCUAAAAGUUUUUUCAGGAUCCCGUGAUGUUAACUUUUCCAUUGUUUUCCCUGACAUAUGCAAGAAAAUCAAGUUUUUUCGACCCAAAUUUUUACCAUCUGGGCCAAAGGGACAGAUUUAAGCGUUUGAGUAGCCGACAAUUGUACUUUACUCGGUUACUGCAAGACUAGAUUGUAUGAUCGUUGAUUAGGUGGAUGAGUGGAUAAGGAGUUGUUGAUUGAGACAGGAGGAAGUGAAUAUUAGGAGGGAAAGAAAAACCUUUUAUGGGCUAUAAUCUGAAGACGCCUUCUUGGGACUUAGCUGAAUUGCAGAAAGAAGGCAUACCCAGCGUUGCUCCCUUUCUUGGGUCGUCCAGUAGCUUAGGAGGAGGACAGGAGACUAAAGGGGAUUGCUUGGUGGAUUUGAAGCUUGGGAGGUUGAGUGAUUUGGGGGACGGGUCAGUGAACAGUUUUAAGAACUCUAUGAUGGAGUCAUCAUCGUCGGGGUCAGCAAAGAGGGCCAGGACACCAGGUCAUGGAACCCAAGUUGUUUCAUGCUUGGUUGAUGGGUGCAAAUCGGACCUCAGUAAAUGUAGGGAUUAUCACCGUCGCCAUAAAGUCUGUGAGCUCCACUCUAAAACCGCAAAGGUUACAAUUGGGGGUCAUGAACAACGGUUCUGCCAGCAGUGCAGCAGGUUUCAUUCCUUGGGUGAGUUUGAUGAAGGAAAAAGAAGCUGUAGGAAACGUCUUGAUGGACACAACCGUCGCAGAAGGAAGCCUCAGCCUGAACCAUUGUCCAUAACUUCUGGGAGGUUUCUCUCCAGUCACCAAGGUACUCGAUUGUUGGCAUUCAGUAACCCACAAGUAUUUCCUGCAAGUGCUGGUGUGACCUCUGCUUGGACUGGGAAUAUCAAAACCGAGAAUGAUGCUGUACUUUACAAUAGUCACCAACAGUUAAACUUCAUGGACAGACAAAACUCAUUCCCCGAAUCCUUCUCCAGAAGCUAUAGAGGAAAGCAGUUCCCAUUCUUGCAAGGCCCUAUUCCCACACUCCCUGGAACUUCUGUUUGUCAACCACUUCUUGAUCCCAGUUCUGCAUCUGGAAAUGGUAGCGGUGGCCAAAAAAUGUUCUCUGAUGGGCUAAAUCGAGUGAUCAGUUCUGAUCGUGCUCUCUCUCUUCUGUCAUCGCCGCCGCCUGAGACUCAGGAGAUUGGUUUGAGCAGGAUGGUGCAGCAAAACCCAAUCCCCCCAGCUCAAUCCUUGAUCCCCAGCCUGCACUAUACUGGUCUAAGCCAGUAUGCUUCCUCCCAAGGAAUGGGUGAGUCAGUCGGUUCUGUUUUGGUCUCUGAUGGUAGCAGCAAUGCCAACCUCCAUUGCCCUGCAAUUUUUCAGCUUGGACCUGAUGGCUCGUCUACCAACAGUCCUCAUCAAACGCUCUCGUUCUCUUGGGAGUAGUUUAUGCCACUAACAGUUCUCUUACAUUGUCAAAUGGGUUGGAAUUUUUUUGCCCCAUGAGGAAUAAAUCUAUUCCCUUGCUAAACAGUGGGAUUUCUGUGAUAUAGUUUUAAGUAAUGUACUCUCUCUCAGAAUUUAUCCCUCCUGAACUGUGGAAUUUCUCAGUUGACAAUGAAUUGGGGAGCAGGUUCUACUUAUAUAUAUAUAUCCUUUCCCUUUCUGGAUC
Messenger RNA from Vitis riparia (riverbank grape), 2280 nucleotides. Its product is annotated as squamosa promoter-binding-like protein 16. Bases 885 to 2054 code for a protein of 389 amino acids. NCBI's taxonomy places the organism in Eukaryota, Viridiplantae, Streptophyta, Magnoliopsida, Vitales, Vitaceae. Gene Ontology annotation, molecular function: DNA binding. The transcript is spliced from 4 exons. The record is from RefSeq and is a predicted model, not a curated record. Gene Ontology annotation, cellular component: nucleus.